Trifolium pratense (red clover) is the source of this 1397-nucleotide messenger RNA. RefSeq lists its product as uncharacterized. The coding region runs from base 188 to 1123 and encodes 311 amino acids. NCBI's taxonomy places the organism in Eukaryota, Viridiplantae, Streptophyta, Magnoliopsida, Fabales, Fabaceae. The record is from RefSeq and is a predicted model, not a curated record. The transcript has a single exon.
AAUAAAAAGUCAUGCCGUCAUCCAUGAUAUGAUAGUGUGAUUUUUCAAUUAACAUAAUGUUUGGCUGCUCUUUCUAUCUUCCUUCAUAUACUCAACCUCGUAUUUUCCUACUAUAAAUAUCACAAACAAACCAAGUCAAAUUUCAUAUACAAAAAAUCAAAAACAAAAUCUAAACCAAAAAACAAAAAUGCAAAAUCAUCAACAAAACGAAGAAGAUACUUCAAUGGACAACAACACAUUUUUGUGUCCAAGUUUCAGCACUUAUUCUACUAAUAAUCUAAACGACGUCGCUGCACAAGUCACUAAAGAACAAAACGACAACCCAAAUUCCCAAAACGACAACGACGAUUUCGAAUUCUUCGCGUUUCGAACCUCCGAAGAUGAAGACUACUCCGAUAAUCACCACCUCCGCCGCGCCGUUAGUCACGACGUUUUCCCGAUCUUCAACCGCGACGACGGCGAGAAGAGAAACUCCGAUGCGGAGGAGAUUUCGAUUUCGUUGAAGAAAUUAUUGAUCGGAGAUGAGAAACGGAAUUUAGUCGGUUACAGACGGAAUUCCGACGCGGCGGAGAUUUCGAUUUCGUUGAGGAAAUUGUUAACCGGAGAUAAGAAACCGAAUCGCGUACCAUCGUCAUCGUCUUCGUCGGAGGUGGAGAACGAUCUGGAUGAAAUUCCGGCAGAGUCGUAUUGCUUGUGGAAACCGAAAUCUCCGAUGUCUUCUCCGAUAAGCAACUCUCCAAUGGCUUCUCCGAUCAAAUGCAAGAAAAGUAAUUCGACUGGUUCGUCUUCGAAUUCUUCAUCUUCGAAGCGAUGGAAGUUUCUGAGUUUACUCCGGCGAAGCAAAAGUGACGGAAAAGAAUCAUUGAUUCUCGCAGAAAGAGAAAAUUUGAAGGUGAAUUGUAAUGGAAAUGGAAACGAUGAGAAAAAGAUUUUGAGAGUUGCCGGAAAAAAGAUUCCGGUGACGGAGAAGAAAGUUCCGGCGCCGGUUUCAGCUAUUGAAGCGUUUUAUUUAAGAAAGAAAGAUAUAGGGAGAAAAUCGUAUUUACCUUAUAAGCAAGGAUUAAUUGGUUUUAGUGUUGGUUUUAAUGCUAAUAUUGGAAGAGGUUUUCCUCUUCAUGUUUGAUUAAUUAGUAUUAAUUACAUCAAAUUUUAACUAUAAGAUUAGGACUAUAGGUUAAUUUUAUGGUUUUAUUUUAUUUUAUUUUAUUUUAUUUUACUUCAUACAGUUUUGGAGUAGGAGAAAGUAAAAUUAUAGUUUUGGUUUUUGGUUUUUGAGGUUAGAUUUAAUUAAUGUUUUGUAACUAUUGAAUCACGAUCCAUGAGAAAGGUGUGGAUUAUGAUGUAUUUGUCAUUUUGUGUGAGAUUGAGAAAGGAUCAUUGACUACUUUCUAGUCAAA